CCGGUGACUCCGAUGUAUAUCGCGCGUUGGUCACGUAGGCUGGUUUCCUAUCAUUUUCUUGAUAAGAUUGUAAUUAUUGUCAGUGUUGAUUGCCGUAAGCUCGCGGAUCACUCGUCAAUUAGUGCAACGAUCGCCGUGCGGAAUUCGCUGGCGCGAGGAAUAUCGGUAGGUCCGUCGUUGGCAAGCUGAUCUAAUGAGCCAUUGAUGAUGGCUGACGCGCCGUCAGUCAUUAAAGACGCAGAAGAAUCAGGGAAACCAGAUGAUCCUACGAAGAAUUAUGAAUUCGACGGGGAAACGUACAUCUAUACCGACAAGGCAACGAACAUUAGCUAUAAGUUUGACCAAGAGAAUAAUAAAUGGAUUGUGAAGGAAGACAAUAAAAGCUCCGAUAGUAAGAACAGCUCCGACGGGACGGAAAAGAAGGAAGACUCGGGCCUCGAAGCUGGCGCGGCCGAUACUUUUGGCUUUGAGAACGACACGCACACUUAUACAGAUCCGAACGAUGGCAGCGUAUACUUCUGGGACAAGGAAAAGAACGCCUGGUUUCCGAAAGUUGACGAGGACUUUAUGGCCAAGUAUCAGAUGAGCUACGGUUUUACGGAUACGAGUACACCGCAGGCAAAACCACCGGAGCCGAAAGAGCCUCCGCCCUCACAGAAAGCCAAGGAAGACAAGGAGCAGAGGAAAAUGGAGGCCAAACGAAAAGCUCAGGAACCGCCGACCUGGUUCGAGGUUGACGAAGCGCACAACACCGCUAUUUACGUAUCUGGCCUACCUUUGGAUAUCACUAUAGACGAGCUCACGCAACUCUUCGCCAAAUGUGGCCUCAUAGCAAGGGACGAAAGGGGAAAGGACAAGAUCAAGCUGUACAGAGAUGGCAAUGGAGAACCAAAGGGGGACGCUCUCUGCACCUACAUCAAGGUUGAGUCAGUGGAUCUGGCGCUGAAGAUUUUAGACGGCUCACAAAUCCGGGGAAAAACACUGUCGGUGCAAAGAGCGAAGUUCCAAAUGAAGGGCGCGUAUGAUCCCGCGCUGAAACCGAAGCGGAAAAAGAAGGACAAGGAACGACAGAAGAAGAUUCAUGAAAAAUUGUUCGAUUGGCGACCGGAGCGCAUGCGGGGCGAACCGCUGAAAUGCGAAAGGGUCGUCAUCAUAAAGAACCUUUUCGCACCGGAGGAUUUCGACAGGGAAGUCCAGCUGCUGUUGGAAUACCAGCAGGAUAUUCGAUCCGAGUGCCUGAAGUGCGGCGAUGUCAGGAAAGUUGUCAUCUGUGACAGACAUCCCGAAGGAGUAGCGCAAGUCACAUUCCGAGAGCCGGCAGAGGCGCAAGCUUGCGUUCAGCUUCUGAACGGCCGCUGGUUCAGCCAGAGGAAGAUCUCGGCGGAGAUCUGGGACGGCAAGACCAAGUACAAAAUUACAGAGACUGACGCGGAGAUCGAAGCCCGAAUACAAAAAUGGGAUAAAUUCUUGGACCAGGAGGACGAGGAGAAAGAAAAGAAGAAGCAAGAGACGGAAAGCAGCAACAAGGAACAAAAAACAUCGCAAUGAGAAUGCGAUCUUACGAUCGAUAGAAUUGUAAUUAUAUUUUGUGAAGAUUCUAUUUUCUUCAUUUCUCCCUCACCGUCAUAUUGCAUUUGAAUGUUAUGCUCGAACUUUUUCUUUUGGACGUUUUAAUGAGAACCUGGAUGAUUAAUCGAUCCUGUCACACCGUGGUUGAGAUUAUAAGUGGCUCGCAAUUUUCAUGGUUGAAUCAGCGCUACUGUUGUACUAGUGAUAUAUUAUUAGUUGUUGCAACAAUAAAGCUGUCUCUCCGA
Messenger RNA from Temnothorax curvispinosus, 1814 nucleotides. It is a transcript of the gene barc, whose product is annotated as HIV Tat-specific factor 1 homolog. Bases 205 to 1548 code for a protein of 447 amino acids. The record is from RefSeq and is a predicted model, not a curated record. Gene Ontology annotation, biological process: mRNA splicing, via spliceosome. Gene Ontology annotation, molecular function: RNA binding. Gene Ontology annotation, cellular component: U2-type spliceosomal complex; U2 snRNP. The transcript has 6 exons. NCBI's taxonomy places the organism in Eukaryota, Metazoa, Arthropoda, Insecta, Hymenoptera, Formicidae.